UUUGACUUGUUUAUCGGCUGUGUAAAGAUUUUAGUAAUUUAGUAAUCAAAUAUUUCCAUUUAACAAUACAUUAUAAUUAAAAUGAAUGCUCAACCGGGGGUUGUAAUAGUUAGUUGCAGUAAAACCAAGCCGAAAUCUCUAAUCAAGCUGAUAGCGAAGACGCAACAAACGAGCGAAAACGACGACAAAUCCGGUUUUCUAACGCAUCCCUGGAGUAUAGAAACAAAGUAUUAUACGGCUCAAAUAAAUUUAAUAGGCGUCGAGACUGAUCGUCCAUUGGACAGCAAUUUCCUAACUAGCGUAGAAGCUUUAAUAAUGCACAUGGACUCGAACAGCGAGAGCGGUUUGGACGACUUGAAAAAAUGGGAUUUCCUCGAUAACGACUACAACAUAGAUAUAAAACUGCUGUUAGCGAACUAUUGUAACGAUACCACGAAAGUAACGAAAGCCCAGGCGCUGGAUUGGUGCCUGAAGCGAGGCUUCGAAUUCAUCGAGCUGUACCCCACGAUCGAGAAAUGCAACGAAAACGAUAUCAUAGCCGAGAAAUUCGGCGUGGAUAGAGUCAUAGAAGCAUUGCACUCGCACACGUGGUCGAAUCUCGUAAUGAAAGGCAAAAGCAUAUCGAAACCCUCGAAAAACCCCAAACCCGGCGAAGCGGAGAAGGAAAUUAAGAAUCCCUUAUCGACUGAUCACAUCGACGAUUUCACGGAUCUGUUUUCCCAAUUGCAAACGAUGAAAGACAGUUUACACGGGAUGCCCGUGAAUCAGAGGAAACAGUGUGCGGAGCAGAUGGUCACUGCCUUUUGGAAGGCCAUCGGGGGCGAGGAAGAGGAACUGUUGGACAUUUAAAUGUAGAAGGAAUAUGUAGCUAAGAAAAGUACAAAUUACGGGCGCGUUAUCCUGGAAUAGUUAUUGUUAAUUUUAUUGCGUAUGUGGGACUGUAAAAUACAAGCCCAAUUACAGAUUGAAUUCGAUUAAUCGGUAAUUGGAUUUCGUAAUUUAGGUGCAUAUUUUAUGUGAUUUUUGUUAUAAAAUAUUUAGUAAUUAAUGAGCGCAUAAUUGUAAGAAUAUAGUCUG
Molecule: messenger RNA, 1077 nt
Organism: Phyllotreta striolata
Lineage: Eukaryota; Metazoa; Arthropoda; Insecta; Coleoptera; Chrysomelidae
Source: the annotation of a GenBank genome assembly